This is a messenger RNA of Notothenia coriiceps (black rockcod), 1254 nucleotides long. RefSeq names its product myocyte-specific enhancer factor 2D homolog. The transcript has 6 exons. Gene Ontology annotation, biological process: positive regulation of transcription by RNA polymerase II; cell differentiation; heart development. NCBI's taxonomy places the organism in Eukaryota, Metazoa, Chordata, Actinopteri, Perciformes, Nototheniidae. The record is from RefSeq and is a predicted model, not a curated record. The annotation marks the transcript as partial. Gene Ontology annotation, molecular function: RNA polymerase II cis-regulatory region sequence-specific DNA binding; histone deacetylase binding; protein dimerization activity.
CGUGUCUACUCAAACAACGUCCCGUUUCCCCCUCCCCAUCUUUCUCUGCUCUCUUCUCCCAGGUGACAUUCACAAAGCGAAAGUUUGGCUUGAUGAAGAAGGCCUACGAGCUGAGUGUGUUGUGUGACUGCGAGAUCGCUCUGAUCAUCUUCAACCACGCGAACAAGCUGUUCCAGUAUGCCAGCACUGACAUGGACAAGGUCCUGCUCAAAUACACCGAGUACAACGAGCCUCACGAGAGCCGAACCAAUGCCGACAUUAUCGAGACUUUGAGGAAGAAAGGCUUCAACGGGUGUGACAGCCCAGAGCUGGACGGGGAAGACUCGAUCGACCAGAGUCCCCUGAAUGAUGACAAGUACCGUAAGACCACAGAGGACCUGGAUGUCCUCUUCAAGCGCUACGGGCAGUCCACCGCUCCGUCCCAGACCUUCUCCAUGCCAGUCACAGUGCAGGCGUCCAAUCAGAGCACACUGCAGUUCAGUAACCCUGGCAACGCGCUGGUAACUACCUCCUAUGUAACAUCAUCAUCGCUCACGGAUAACCACCUCCUGUCGCCACAGCAACCGGCUCUCCAGAGAAACACGGUGUCUCCCGGGUUGCCACAGCGACCAGCCAGUGCAGGUGCUCUUCUUGGAGGCGAUCUGAAUAAUUCAAAUGGAGGAUGCCCAAGUCCAGUCCCUAAUGGAUACACCAGUGCCAGGGCCUCCCCAGGCCUCCUCACCGUUUCCAACGGCAACAGUCUGGGGAAAGUAGUUCCGGCCAAGUCGCCACCCCCACCUCCGAGCCCCCAGAUGGCCAACAGCCGCAAGCCAGACCUCCGAGUCAUCACCUCGCAGGGCGGGAAGAGCCUCAUGCAGAUGACAGAGGAGGAGCUGGAGUUGGUAAACGAGGUGAUUCGCGUCAGUCACUCGCAUGAGUCGAUGGCUAUCGGCUGUUUGCACAUUAUGAGCAUGGUUACCAUGUAGACUUUCUCAUUGUUUUGGUCUUGCUCCACUGACAUUUGUGUUGGGAUAGUCUUCAACUUUGUCAUUCCCACCCGACUGCAUGAGGUUCAUGGUUGUGUGGUUAGGAUCAUGAUCUUCGCAGUGAUUAUCUAGAAACAUGAGUCAUCCUUGCUCUCGUCUGUUUGAGCCCGGCCCAUUUACUUCAUGGUACGAUAUCACUUCGAAGCAUGGGUGUCUGUUCACUUGACGAAGCGCCACGGAGCAUGUUCCCCGGCACCGACGCCCAUUUUCACCUUCCAUUGAAAUUAGA